AGCAACGGCCUUAUAAAAGCGGGUAGUUUCGAGCCGAGCGGCCAGUUAUUAACAGACAGUGAACGUUGCUGGACGUUUGUGAAAAUCUAAACUGUGAAUCAUCUUUGUUCGAGCACUCACACACAUACACACACCUACCAGGAUGAAGACGAGUGUGUUUCUGUUAUCGGCGCUUCUGGUGGCAGCAGUCCACGCCUACCCCGUGGGAGAAGCCGACAAGACCGCCCCUCAACCGGUUGUCCCUCUCAUCCUCACCGACUACUCCACGGUGGCCAAAGCCGCCGACGAAGCCAAACCCGAGGAACCCAAGCCCACCGUCCCCGUAGCAGCCGUUCCCGAGAAGGUUGUCGCCGAAGAAGAGAAGAAGGAAGUCGUGCCCGAGGUUCCCAAGGUCGCCGCUGAGGUCCCCGAGGUCCCCAAGGUCGCCGAGGAGAUCGUCAAACCAGUUGAAGAUGCAGUAAAACCUGAGGCGGUUGUUCCAGAGGUCCCUGCCGCCGCUCCAGUCGAACCGGUCAAGGAAGAGAUGAAAUCCGAGGCUAGUGUUGUUGAGGAGAAAAAAGCCGAGGCACCAAAGUCUGAGGUUGUUGAAGACGCUAAGAAGAUCCCUGAGGUGGCCAAGGAGGUUGCUAAGAUCGUUGAGGCUCCCAAAGUUGAGGCACCAUCUGCCGAUGCCCCAGUCGCCCCCGUCACUGAAGACAAAACUAAGAUCCCCGUCGAGGAAGUGAAGAAGGAGGAUGUUGUAGCUCCAGUUGUCGAUGAAGCGAAAGCCAUUGAACCAGUCAAGGUCGACGAAGUCAAGAAGGAUUCCUCAGAAGAGUCAAAGGAGGAUGUGAAACCUGUUGAGGCUGUGAAGAGCGAGGAGAAGUCAGCAUCAUCAUCUGAGGAGAAGUCAUCCGAGGAGAUGAAGGAGACACCCAAGGAGGAGGAGAAGAAGAAGGUGGAGGAGGAGAAGAAGGUCGAGGAGGUGAAGAAGGAGGAAGUCAAACCUGAGGUGCCCGCUCCCGUUGUUGAGGAGGAGAAGAAGAAGGUCGAGGAGGAGGUGAAGAAGGAGGAAGUUGUCGCCGCCGAGAAGAAGCCAGAAAGCAGUAGCAGGAGACGUCGUGAAGCUAAGGACAGCGAGGAGAAGAAGCCCACCGAUGUUGUGAAGAAGGACGAGAAAACAAAGAAGCCCAAGACUGAAGCUGUGGCGGCACCCGCUCCAGUUGUCGAGGAGAAGCCACAGAUUGUCGACGAGCAGAAGAAACUGGAAUCUGCCGAGUCAGUCGAAUCAUCCGAAGAGAAGAAGGUGGUCGCUGAAGAGGAGAAGAAGCCAGUCGCUGAGGAGAAGAAGCCAGAGGAGGUGAAGAUGCCCGCUGAGGAGGUCAAAACACCUGAGGAAGUCAAGAAGCCUGAGGAGGUCAAAGUUGAGGAGGUAAAGACUGAGGAGAAGAAGGAGGAAGCCUCUCCCGUUCCCGCUGUGCCCGUUCCAGCAAGUACGUAAGGAGCAGAACAAAAAACAAAUUUUCUGCUCAGACAAUUUACUCGCGUUGUGUCCACAACAACCGUCUCUAUUUUACAAGGAUAAAUCCAUACUGUAAAUUUCUGAGACGGGCGCCUAGGGGUCACCAGAACCCUGUCCCCACAAUUUCUUCAACGAGUGAAGUUCCCCUCCUACGCUAUUAGGCUACAAUUUUACUAUUUAUCUCCCCACCUACAAAGACUAUAGCUCUACUAGCGAGGAUGGGAACCAAGCCUGGUAGCCUCGUUUCGCUCGCCCACCACUAAGGAAUCUCCCAGUGUUGUGUGCUAUCCAAUCUCUAUCACGUGAUUCGUCGAUUUAAAUUAUUCGAUUCAAAAACUGUGACACUUCUCUCAAAAGAACUGUGACUCAUUCUAAAUUAAACAUAACUAGAUUUUUCUACUUUAUAAGUAGGAGAACAAAGAAACUUUAAAUCUAUGACAAAUACAUACAAAAUGUAUCAAAGUUUGUGUUAUCAUCUAUCAUUCCAAGUGUUAGAAUUUAUUAAAAAUGAUCAAACGUUCUCUAUAAUUGUUCAAUUAUUGAAAGAUCUAAUCUGAUUAUUUUCUUGACUAGAAAUACAGUGUUUUUCAACAAA
This is a messenger RNA of Nilaparvata lugens (brown planthopper), 2096 nucleotides long. RefSeq names its product neurofilament heavy polypeptide. The transcript has 2 exons. Lineage: Eukaryota; Metazoa; Arthropoda; Insecta; Hemiptera; Delphacidae. The record is from RefSeq and is a predicted model, not a curated record. The coding region runs from base 143 to 1480 and encodes 445 amino acids.